Lingula anatina is the source of this 1497-nucleotide messenger RNA. RefSeq lists its product as uncharacterized. The record is from RefSeq and is a predicted model, not a curated record. Lineage: Eukaryota; Metazoa; Brachiopoda; Lingulata; Lingulida; Lingulidae.
CCAGUGCUGCAAGGUGAAUCACAGUAUCGAAGCGUUAUUUUGGUGUUAGACGGACAACCAUGCAAUUGAAAAUUGAGAGACAACUCAAAAAAUAUGUGACUGAUUGCGAAAGGGCAUUCGAGGAAGUUGAAAAAACAAAGGAUGUCGCCGUCAAACGACUGAGGGAGCUGGCGGUCGAAUUAGAAGACCAGCAGCGGAAAAUGGAUAUCGUUAAGAUCUCGGCUGCAUCGUCUGGUGUAGUUGGAGGCGGACUUGUCCUCACGGGCUUUGGGUUGGCUUUCUUUACAUUUGGUGCUUCGCUCGUGGUUACAGCUGUAGGCACCGUCGUAGGAGGUACUUCGUUACUGACCAAGGCCGCGACAGAUAUCGCUGAGGUGGUCAUUAACAGCAAAAAGAUGAAAAAGGCGCAGGAAGCACUGCAAAAAUACAAAGAAUCUUUCAGUGCAGCCUCAAAAUCUAUAUCAAAAUUAAAGAAUUUUGUAGCAGAUAAUAAAUUGGACACCCAAAACCUGGUGCAUAAUUUACUUGCUAGAGCUGGCCAGCUGUUAAAACACCCAGUUUCUUUAUUGGCUCUUCGCGUAGUUUCUUCCACUGUGGUGGCAGGUCGCAGUGCGGUGAUAACCGUCAAGGAGGCCGUUUGUAAAGGAUCCAUGACGGUGUCAGAAGCUGGGGGACCCUUGAUUAAAACAUUAACCACUGCACAGAAAAUAGGUAAAGUGGCCGGGGCAACAGGUGCGGUUGUGGGCAUAGCUUUUGAUUUGAAGGACCUGAUUGAAACGUCUAUAAAACUGCACAAAAAGAAACAUUCAGAGGUAGCGUGCCAACUACAUGCCAAGGCAAACAGUUUGGAAACUUCUUAUUCGGCGUAAAAAUAAAACCAGCGGAGUGAUGAAAAGUAAUUGAAAACGUUUGAACAAGAGAAAAGUUAUAAAAACCAAAAAGGCCUACAUUACCUGUUAAUAAUUGCCAAUGAGCAUAUUUAUUCGCUAUCGAGAAAUAUACCGUCCCCAGAGAUAACAGCUUUAUUUGUAAUAUUUGACGUAGUAUAACUUAUGCAAACAAUUAUAAUUUUGACAGAAUUAUACACUUGAUUUAUACAAAUGUAAUGCAUGAAUUUAAAUAUUGUUUAUGAUAUUUUAUGCAUUCAGACACAUAAGCCUCUGACACAUUUUUUUUCACUGAAACUAGUGAGACAAUAUUGACCCCCUCUCAUGAAAAUGCACUUCAAUCAUUUAUUUAUCUCAUGAAAUCUGUUAAACAUACAUCUUAAAGGAAAUUGUAAUAUGCUUUCUUAAAGAUUCUCCCCUUGAAGAUUGACAUUUCAAUAGUAAAGUGUGCUUAGACCUUUACAGACAGAAGUGCAGUUGCUGAGGGCAAGAGAGAUUGUCUUCAAUUAUUUUUGAUAUAUCACAAUUUACAAGUGCAAUUAAAAGAAAUUAUCGCAUAUUGAAAAUUUUAUAUUUAAUUCUGUAGUUACCUGUUGUACCAGCACCUAUA